Molecule: messenger RNA, 4105 nt
Organism: Silurus meridionalis
Lineage: Eukaryota; Metazoa; Chordata; Actinopteri; Siluriformes; Siluridae
Gene: abcb10
Product: ATP-binding cassette, sub-family B (MDR/TAP), member 10
Exons: 13
Coding region: 666-2783 (705 amino acids)
Biological process (GO): transmembrane transport
Cellular component (GO): membrane
Molecular function (GO): ATP binding; ABC-type oligopeptide transporter activity; ATP hydrolysis activity
Source: RefSeq, a predicted model, not a curated record
CGGAAGUUAGAAAGGUCGCUGGCGGAAUCACGCUCGUGUACUGAACUGUAUAUGAGAUACAUAUUCCUCCUGUGUGCACUUACUGUAGAGGAGCGCUGUGUGGAGCGGUUAUAACCUGUGUAGGGAAACCCAUCUCCACCGGGUUUAUGUAAUUAACAGCUUUUAUCAGCGGCAACUUUUUUUCUUGAUUAUAUGUCUAUUCUUUUAAUUAUAUGCAUUUGUUUAUUUAUUGGUGUCGGUGUCGUUUUUUUUGCCAGUAAACACAUGACGGAACAAGGACGCUACCGGGAAGGACACGUAGGACACAUCAGUGUGGGACAGGUUUUGGUGACAUUUGGGAGUGCCGAUAACCUGUCUGGGUGUGAAAGGAGAUAACGAGGGAAAAGGCAGUGUGUAGCUGCCAAACACAGAUAAUGUUUAGUAGCCGUUAGAAACUGUGAGUCGCCUGGCUCAUGAUAGGCUUUUCUUCUCUGAAGAUGCCAGGAGCCGAAGCGGUGCCUUGUGAAUUGGGUCAUAACUACCAAAAGAUAUGAGUGUGAACUUGUUAGCGUAGGAAACCCGGACUACAAUAAUGUUUCUGCACUCUUUUGAAUGUGCUUUGAUGAUGACCGCCACUGAGUGAAGUGGACCAAAUCUAAAUCUUCAGUUCAGCUUACUUCCUCUAAAUGUCUGCAGUAACAAUGUUGCAGAUGUCGAGAUUCGCUACCAGGAAACUGUUACAGCAGUGGAACUUCAACUGCAAACGUCCUGUAAGACUUAACCAGCUAUCUGGUCUGACCUCCAUGAGAUCUCAUAGAAAAUCUGUCUGUAAAACUGUACUUGAAGGAUCCCUUUUUUCUCACGUCCGACUGGGAGAAACUUUAGGUCCGCAUUGUGUUUGGAAACACUUCAGGGCCUCCCCUUCAUUUACUUUUUACAGCACGUCCACAAACUCCAAGGGGCAAGUAGCAGAGCAUGCUGGAACUAAAGUCAAGACAAACGACAAACCGAAAAAGAUAUCCACAGAUGACUUCAAGAAGUUAUUAGAGCUUGCUUAUCCAGAGCGCCGGAGGCUUACAGCUGCUAUGAGCUUCUUGAUUGUCUCCAGUGCUGUCACCAUGUCUGCUCCAUUUUUCCUGGGUAAAGUGAUCGACACUGUGUACACAAACUCAUCUGCAGACUUUAGUGCCUCCCUGACCUCCCUGUGCAUCAUGCUGGCAGGGGUUUUCCUGUGUGGUGGUGCUGCCAAUGCUGCACGUGUAUACCUUAUUCAGGUCUCAGGGGAGCAGAUUGUGAGAAACUUACGUGCAUCCCUUUUUUCCUCGAUUUUGAGGCAGGAGGUGGGAUUCUUUGAUAAGACUCGCACUGGUGAGCUCAUCAAUCGCCUUUCAUCAGACACUGGACGAGUUGGAAGUGUGCUCACGGACAACAUGUCUGAUGGUCUACGGGCAGUUGCUCAGGCUGGAGCUGGAGUUAGCAUGAUGUUCUAUGUGUCACCCAGUCUUGCCACCUUUGUUCUAAUGAUUGUACCUCCUAUGGCGGGCUUGGCAGUCAUCUAUGGAAGAUACGUGCGCUCCAUAUCUAAACAAACACAGGAUGCGCUGGCACAGGCUACACAGCUGGCAGAAGAGAGGAUCAGUAAUUUACGGACAGUUAGAGCAUUUGGUAAAGAGCUGACAGAAGUGCAGGCCUACUCAGAAAAGGUGGAUGAUGUUUUCAAACUGGCUAAGAAGGAAGCAGUUCUUACUUCUGGGUUCUAUGGAGUGACUGGCCUGAGUGGUAACAUGAUUAUCCUGAGUGUGCUGUAUAAAGGUGGGCUACUGAUGGGUGGUGAGCACAUGACAGUUGGAGAGCUCUCCGCCUUUCUUAUGUAUGCCUUUUGGGUGGGCAUUAGCAUUGCUGGCCUGAGCUCAUUCUAUUCAGAGCUAAUGAAGGGGUUUGGAGCUGGCACACGUGUGUGGGAACUGAUGGAGCGGAAACCAGAAUUUCCUCUCAAUGAGGGACUUGUACUGAGACCAGAGCAACUGAAGGGAGCUCUCGAGUUCCAUAAUGUGUCAUUUGCUUACCCAACAAGGAAGGAUGUCCCUAUCUUCCGGAACUUGAAUCUCUCUUUGCCAGCUGGUUCAGUAAUCGCAGUUGUGGGGUCAAGUGGCUCUGGAAAAUCUACACUUGUGUCUCUUUUGCUUCGACUGUAUGAUCCAGACUCAGGUAUGGUAACUGUUGAUGGCCAUGACAUCCGGAAUUUGAAUGCCUAUUGGCUGCGGAGUCAUAUUGGAACUGUAAGCCAGGAGCCAGUCCUCUUCUCAUGCUCAAUUGCUGAGAACAUUGCCUAUGGAGCAAUAGAUCCCAGUCAGGUCACAUCAGAGGACAUUGUUCGAGCUGCACAGAUUGCUAAUGCUCAUGACUUCAUUAAUGGAUUCCCCAAAGGCUUUGACACUGUUGUUGGAGAGAAAGGAGUACUACUGUCAGGUGGACAGAAACAAAGAAUUGCUAUUGCAAGGGCCUUGCUUAAGAACCCCAAAAUACUGUUACUCGACGAAGCCACAAGUGCUCUGGAUGCAGAGAAUGAGUUCCUGGUGCAAGAGGCUCUGGAGCGGUUGAUGCAGGAACGUACAGUGCUUGUCAUUGCUCACCGACUCUCCACCAUCCAGAAUGCAGAUGCUGUAGCUGUGUUGGACCAGCAACACAUAGUAGAGUGUGGUCGUCAUGCCCAACUUCUUACCAACCAAAAUGGUCUCUUCCGCAAGCUCAUGGAGAAACAAGCCUUUUUAAAUGCUGACCAGAAAUUGGCUCUUGCCAAAUAGAAGAAGACUUCAGAAGAAAGUACUAAUGAAAAUGAAAGUGUGUGUAAACUGAUAUGCUGUGUCAAAAGAAGCCGUAGUUAAUAUAAUUGUAUUUGAGUGCCUAUUUGCAAUUUAAACAACCAGUCAAAGGAUUUUGUAUAGAAAGAUUCUCUUUAUUUUGAAUAUUAAUUAACACAUUUUCCUUCAUGAUCUAACUAUUUAUUUAUGUAGUUAUCACGAAACGUGUUUAACAAAUCCAGACAAUUUUAUAUGUAAAAUUUGUAGCAUUCCUGAUUAAGCUGUACACAUUUCUCAACCAGUUUCCUAGGUUUGGAGGUGUUUCUAACUGCUUCCAAACAGGCUGAACAAUUGUUGCCUGCUUCUUUUACAUUCUAAACAGGAAUUACUUGUUUAGGGGGAACAAUAUUUACUAAAAACUUCAAGUACAUUUUUAUUCCAAAUUUUUAAAUAUUCAUUUUGAAACAGAUUUCAACUUCAAGGUUUUUCAAGCAUAAUAUACUUGCUUUCUAUCCUAAUUUGUUAAUUUACCAAUCUCCUCCAUCUCAGUCCUAAACUUCUUUAAGACAUUGAAAAAUGUGUAUUCAAAUGAGUGUGUACAAACCUUUGACUGGAAGUAUGUGUUUACUCGUUUAUGUGAACACCAAUAUAGGUACAAAUGUGUAACAAACACAAAGGACUACUUAUGUAAGUCACUGCCACUUUACAUGCAGUAUAACUGGAAGUUGUUAUAUUUUUAGAAACAUUGAUCAUGCCAUUAUGCUUUUGUGAUAUUUGUUUAACAGAGCAAUCUAAUAUUAUAUACCCUUUCAUAGAGUAGAAAUGUUCCUUGUAAAACUGUCAGGACCAUAACCAUUCUAAUCAUACAGUAAUGUGUCUUUCCAUGCCCUCUUUGUAUUUAUUAUUAUUUUAUUACAUUGUUAUUGUGGAUUCAGUUUUACUGUAUGUAUUGAAAUUUUUGACAAUGUUUGCCUAAACUGUGCUAUUUCAGGUUAUGAAAAAAUCAGCUGGUUAGUACUGGAUCAAAGACCUGUACAUUGCUUAAAUAUGUGGAAAAACAAUCAGCUGCUAUACAGGGCGUAUAGAAGAACUUUUGUUUGAAGUCAUUCUUCAAACUGCUGGCCUUCCAAAGGACCACCAAAGAUAAAAAUAACCUGAGAUAUGAAUCUGCAAACAUACACCAUUAUAGAAAUAAGUCUGCAAUCAAAUAUAUGUUUUGUAUGUAUGGUGAACAGAAUAUAUCUUUUAAAAACUGUAGAUAUAUAAUGUAAGGUUUGAUAUAAUUAUGAAAAUUCUUUAUAUAAAUAAACUACUGAGUGAAUGUA